Messenger RNA from Sinocyclocheilus anshuiensis, 1125 nucleotides. Its product is annotated as neuropeptide Y receptor type 2-like. The transcript has a single exon. The coding region runs from base 1 to 1125 and encodes 374 amino acids. Gene Ontology annotation, biological process: G protein-coupled receptor signaling pathway. Gene Ontology annotation, molecular function: neuropeptide Y receptor activity. Lineage: Eukaryota; Metazoa; Chordata; Actinopteri; Cypriniformes; Cyprinidae. The record is from RefSeq and is a predicted model, not a curated record. Gene Ontology annotation, cellular component: membrane.
AUGGAUAUAAGAACUGAAAUGAACAUAUCUGAAGACGAAAUUCAGUCCGCAAACUGUUCUACACAAGCCACUAUCCAAGAUGAGGGUGUCUUACUAGAUGGUCUGGAAGACAGUACAAAACUGGUGGGUGUUCAAGUGAUCUUGAUUUUGGCUUACAGCACCAUCAUCGUCUUUGGCGUGACCGGGAACUCCUUGGUCAUAUAUGUUGUAUACAAGUUUAGAAAUUUACACACGGUGACUAACUAUUUCAUUGUCAACUUGGCUGUAGCAGAUUUGUUGGUCAACACAUUGUGUUUGCCUUUUACUUUGAUGUACACACUCUAUGGACAGUGGAAAUUCGGACAGGUGAUGUGCUACCUGUUGCCAUAUGCACAAGGUUUAGCGGUCCACGUUUCGACCAUCACACUCAACGUUAUAGCUCUGGACAGAUACCGCAGCAUUGUCUACCACAUGGAAACCAAGAUGUCAAAAGACAUGUGCAUAGUCGUCAUCGUGAUCACAUGGGUGGCAAGCGCAAUCCUUGCCAGUCCUCUAGCUAUCUUUCGUGAAUACGUGACCUUUGACUUGACGCCUGACCAGACGAUUCAAGGUUGCGCCGAGAAGUGGCCUGGAAGUAGUGCAGAUGGGACCAUCUACAGCAUCGCCAUGUUUUUUCUACAGUACGGCCUGCCGUUGUCAAUCAUUUCAUUUGCAUACACUCGAAUCUGGAACAAGCUAAGAAAUCACGUCAGCCCCGGCGGUGGCCGUAGCGACCGUCAUCAACGACGACAGAAAACUACAAAAAUGCUGGUGGCUGUAGUUGUGGUCUUCACCGUUAGCUGGCUACCCUUUCACGCUUUUCAGCUUGCUGUGGAUAUUGAUAGUAGUAUAUUGGAAAUGAAAGACUUCAAAUUGCUCUAUACGGCUUUCCAUACUGUGGCAAUGUGCUCCACUUUUGCCAAUCCCAUCCUCUAUGGCUGGAUGAACAGGAACUAUAGAAUAUCUUUUAUGGCUGUGUUCAAGUGUGGACGGUUAAACAAUGGAAUGAGAAGGGUUUGUAGCAGUGAGACUGUAAGGAAGAAAUGUACACACAAUAAGCAAAGUACAACCAGUGUGGCCUUCACACAAGAAAACACUCUGCUGUGA